Molecule: messenger RNA, 3517 nt
Organism: Halichondria panicea
Lineage: Eukaryota; Metazoa; Porifera; Demospongiae; Suberitida; Halichondriidae
Product: solute carrier family 15 member 4-like
Exons: 1
Coding region: 1614-3161 (515 amino acids)
Biological process (GO): transmembrane transport
Cellular component (GO): membrane
Molecular function (GO): transmembrane transporter activity
Source: RefSeq, a predicted model, not a curated record
UGGAGGUGUCUAUGGGAUUUAGAAGCCCAAAGGCACUGAUUUAGUAUCCAAAGCGUAGCGAGGGUACUACAAGUGGCUGAGGGCUUCUAAAUCACAUGGACACCGACAAAACAGUGUCUAACUCAUUUAGAUACUAGUGCGCAUGCGCAAAUUAACCGCUUGACUACAAUACAAUUACUUGACAACGGAAUACUAGGUAUACUAAGUAAGUUGCAGGUAUACUAAGUCCCAUAGAAUACUAGCCUCCUUCACCGGCCUUCAUAGAAAAGAAGGCCUGCUAUCGACUGCUUGCGCAUGCGCCAAAUUAUUGGAUAUUUUUUCCCGUAAAAUUUCCUAUAAUACUGGAUUCAUCAGAGAAAAUAUCUUAAAAGUCAUACACAGAGCUAUAUAGCUAGCUAGCUAGAGACAGAGCUGUGUAGGUUUGUUGUACAGCUAUUUUCUUCUGAUAGAAUCAGUAGCAGUAGUAUAGUAGACUUUCACCAAAGCAAAUGGGCGUGGCCUGUCCAUAUAAGCUCUUGUCAGCUUUCACUCCGUUCAGACGAUUGUCAUCCACACUGUUGCAGGCUGUAAGUGUUUGUUAACAUAGCAGGCUAAGGGUAGCUAUCAGAGAAUGCUAUCCGAUGGGCUAGAAACCUUCAAUCGAACUUUCUAUCUACUUCCUUCAAUCCACUUCCGUUUGUUGUGAUGUCAUAGUUUUACUGAGCAUAUACGAUGUUAUCCAAAGCCCCCAGAUACCGGGGGGAUAUUAGCGCAUGCGCAAGCAGUCGAUACCAGGCAGAAGUGGAAAGUGCAGCCUGGGAUCGAGGCUAAUAGAAUACCUGCUCUGAGCACUUUUCCCAUGUACUUCCCAUGUAGAUCUUAUCUACUAGUGUCUAUAAUGUCUAUAAUUUUAUAGAUACUUUCUUUUGCAACUACACACGUAGUCACGCACCCUUAUGUAUGAUUGUACUGCAUGUUAUAGUUGUAAAACAGUAUCCUUGCAUAGUAACCAUAUAUUAAUGGAGAACUCAAUAGAUUAUGUGACCACUUCGACAAUACAUGGAUUUCAAUGUAGCUAACUGUAAUCAUGGAAGUAAGUUCAAACUUAUUUUUGUCCAGUGUGUAAUCAGGUUUGUUAACUACAACACAGUAUACCUUUAGACGUAACAGUUAUUUACUACUCAAUAGUCUUCCAAUGUCUGUAAUGCCUUCACAUUCGGUAUACUGAUGGUGCGGAGGUGAAUUUCCAGGACAGUUAUUUCUAAUGUCCUAGGGAGAGUUGUUAUGUAGUACAUAUCAUGUCGAAAGCUAACCCACCAAAACUAUAUACCAUACCGGCGCAAAUCGGUGGGCGUAUUUUCACAAGAUUACGAAUAUGAUCACACCAAAUCAUGGAUGGGGGUGUAGUGUAUGUGUAACAGUAAAAUUGUUAAAUUGUUGUAGGGGGUGAAAUGUAACCAAUGAAGUUUAUUUUCAGAGUAGAAAAGGUUUCAACAUUAACUGUGAUGACAUAAGAUAAACAAUGUAUAUAUAGUCGUAGCUUUAUUGUAUGUGUAUAAGAUGAAUGCCUGCAUGAAAUAAAAGUGCCAGUAACGUACCUUUUGUAGCUAAGAGUGUGAAGUAUAGCCUUCAAAAUGUGGAUGAGGUGUUUCAAUUCAAAGGCAGCUGCUCUUGUCCUAUUGUGGUCUCUGUGUUCGUGCAUUUCACUAUGGUCCACUGAUGCGAUGAUGCAUCCUGUCUACCACGGACUGAGGAUGAAGCUAAAUGAUACUUUGCUGUUUGUUACAACCAGUUCCAUUCCAUUGGUGGUGCUUGUGAUUUCAAUUCCUCUAUCCGGAUGGCUUGCUGACUCACGAUUCGGGAAUUUUAAGGUAUUCAAAGCUGGUGCUAUUUUGAUGUUUGUGGGGAGUAUUUUGGUUAGCAUUUGUACGUUGGCAGUUAUAAAUCAACCAAUAAAAAGCCAAGCAUCUCUGAUUAUCAGUGCAACUCUCGGUCCAUUCUCAAACUUUAUUAGCUUCAUUGGUGGAGGCGCUUGUUUGGUGACAGUGUUUCAGCUUGGUUUGGAUCAAAUGCCUGAUGCAUCUUCACAGAAUAUUAUGAGCUACAUUGCUUGGUAUUGCAUAACUCUCUUCUUUGGGUUUUGGAUGAGUAACAUGGUGUGCGAGGUUUUAACGAAUUGCACUAAUUAUACUUUAACCAUGCAAAUAGCUGGUCUUUUUCCAGUAUUGUGCAUGUGUGUAGUGCUCGUCUCACUAUUCAUGUUCAGUGAAAAAUGGUUGAUUAUUGAGCCAAAAUCAUCGCGUUCGCUGAGUAGCAUCUUUAAUAUUCUUAAGUUUGCAGCCAAACACAAGUCUCCCAUCCAUCGCAGUGCCCUAACUUACUGGGAGGAGAAGAUACCUUCUAGAAUAGACCUUGCAAAAUCAAGGUACGGUGGACCCUUUACACUGGAGCAAGUGGAAGAUGUAAAGAUUAUUCUGCGACUUCUGGUUGCUUUUAUCCCCAUAUGGAUCACUGCUUUUGGUAUAAGUGUGUAUGGCUCAAUGUUUCUGCUAACGAACCCACUUCACAUUCCAGAACUUGAAAAUGUUUCCACUUGUACAAACCAUGUUUUCUCAAAAUUCACAUACAACCCUUGGUGGUGUAGCGUUAUAACUGUAUUGUUCUUUGAGGUUGGGGUAACUCCUUGCCUGGGAAACAGAUUUCAUUUGAGUAUCCUGAAAAAAUUGGGUAUAUUACUCUUUGUCCUCGCUUUACUCAGCAUUACCUAUUCUGUGAUUGGUUUGUUGCACCCAGAUACUGAACUGUCAGUAUGGGCAUUCAUUGUGUACACCGCUCUAUCAAAUUCUUCUAUUGCACUUGUAAUUGAGUGUGCCAUUGAGUUUGUGUGUGCUCAAUCUCCAUACAGUAUGAGAGGACUGAUGACAGGCUUUGUUACCUUUACCAUAAUCGUAUUUUUGGCUUUCGGUUACACUCUGAGUUGGGCAUUCACGCAUCUUUGCUUUUCACGGUACUGUGCUAUCAGUCAAUAUUCCACCGGAGCACUGUUGAGUAUUGUUGGGCUCCUUCUUCAUCUUGUUGUCAUUCGUUGGUACAAGCAUCGGGUGAGGGACGAAGAAUACAACCUGCACCAUCAAGUGGAGCAAAUUUAUGAAAAAUAUGUUGCACAUAAUCGAUCAAUUUAACUAUAAUAAUGAUUAUGUACAUGUAUAUAUACAUUGUUGUGUACAUCUUCAUCACUCCAUGUAUAUGAAUGCAGAGAUGAACCAUGCAGAAACCAGAUUCUGCAUGCCCAUAUAACCACUUGCGGAUGUAAAACUGGCUAAGUGAGUCUACCGCCUGGUAUAACGUAGUCGGCACUCUAAAUAGAUUCCAGUGGCAGUUGAGGCUGAUGAUGUAUUUUCACCGUUCUUGUAAUUAAUGUUGUGGGGAAUUUCGUGGUGCCUUUACUGGACUUUUUACGGUACUUCCAGUGCAGGGCACCAUUUAUGACGUAUGCUUUAAAGCGUCAAUAGGGUUCAUGGAAUCCCAUCUAUAUAGU